AUGCGGUUGAGCCUGCUUUCAUUACUGGAGCAAGCAUUAUUAGCUGCACCCUCCAAGAAGGCGGAUUUCACGAACUGUGUCUCUUUGAUCACCAAGAUUGGCAAUAUCACGAUGAAGACGAUGAAGUUUUUGCUUCUCAUAACUUUGACACUUCUAAUAACCUUCUCAACUGCUCAGUACGGAUAUGGGCCUAGGGCCGGUUACGGUGGCUACGGUGGUGGCUAUGGAUAUGGGCAGCCACGUUAUGGUGGUUAUGGUUAUGGCAAUCGCCCACCACCUCUCCCUAGACCCGGUUAUGGUGGCUAUGGUGGCUAUGGUGGCUACGGUGGCGGCUACGGAUACGGUCGCCGACCAUAUGCACUGGUCUAAGCGUGGACGGUGUAUGUCCGGCAGGUUUAUGCUCGCAAUACCAACAGUAUGUGCUGCAGAGUCGUAAUAUGAAAUCAAAAUGCAUUGCUUGUAUUCUCGGGCU
Molecule: messenger RNA, 472 nt
Organism: Cylicocyclus nassatus
Lineage: Eukaryota; Metazoa; Nematoda; Chromadorea; Rhabditida; Strongylidae
Source: the annotation of a GenBank genome assembly